AUGAAGCAAUAUACAAGAACUAUACCAAUAGCGGCACUUCUGGCUGCGAGUGCCAAUGGGCAGACCACGAGCGUCGUCGGUGACCUGCAAAGUAACGGUACUACAACUGUUACCCAUUCAGUCUGCCCAACCGCUCUGACCACUACCACUUCGCCGAGCACAAUUACCUAUUGUCCAGGACUCGGCUGCAAUGGAGGUGGUCCACGGAUCACCCCUCCUUCACAAGGUCCAUAUGGUGGCUCCGAGGUUCUCGUUUUCACUACCACCGGUCCCGACGGAAAUUUUUCGGAGUACCGCGAAUUCCUCACCGUUUACGACCAGAUUUGCCCAGCUGGAGCUUGCAUCAAACAGGCAACUUGCACCAUCAUGGAAGAGUGUCCAUGCCACGUGACGAAGAAUCCGUCUUCCAUUCCAUCGGGAUUCACCACAACAGUUGUUGCCUGCGACGUUUGUGCUAAUGGCGGACCUACUGUUCUUACUCUUACAACACCAUGUGCUACGGGCCCUUAUGCUACCGUCACUCCAGACGUUGAUUCUGACACUGGCGCUGGUACUGGAGCGGAUACAGGGGCAGGUACUGGUGCUGGAAGUGGUUCAGGCUCUGUCUCCGACUCCGGCUCUGAUAAUGGAUCUGCCUCUGGUGUGGGAGCCGGCUCGAGAGCCGGAUCUGAGAUGGGAGCAGGAGCGAAGAAUAACACCAUCUCACCACCUAUCACGCCUGUCACCAGUGAAAAGACCGCAGCAUACAUGGGCGGAGCCGACAAGACCCCCUUUGCGCUAUCAGCCGUUUUGGUUAUUAUUGUUGGAUGCUUACCAUGGACACUGUAA
Molecule: messenger RNA, 828 nt
Organism: Rhinocladiella mackenziei CBS 650.93
Lineage: Eukaryota; Fungi; Ascomycota; Eurotiomycetes; Chaetothyriales; Herpotrichiellaceae
Exons: 1
Coding region: 1-828 (275 amino acids)
Source: RefSeq, a predicted model, not a curated record